UCCAGAUGUCAAAAAAACGACAUAAAAUCCGCAGUUGUCAUUGUCACUUCGGCGAUUGUCUCUCCUCAUUACAACUAAUAAUCGAAUAAUUCAUUAACAAAGAAUAAAAAGCCUACAAUGUAAAUAAUUGCCUUUUCCGCUGUUGGCAACUCUCUUUGUUACUUAAUCUAAUUCCGAGGGGGAGGGGAUCUUUUGCAAAAGUAAAUAUUUCUUAGAGGUUAGGUUCUUGCUGCUCCUUUGUUCGCGACAGCGCCUGAGCCGCAGGAAGCUGAGGGACAUUGGAGAUAGAAAAACAACUCCCCGACGUCAGAGUGAGCAUUAACUAAUUUUCAUCAGCAUUUCACUGCGUGUGAGAGUUGGAUAAGUGCAGCGAUGGCUAAAACAUCGAAGGAAGAGCCGACGAUUGCCCAGAGGAUGUGGGAGAUGUCAAACGAUGUGGAGACGAUAUCAUCGGUGGACGAAAUAUACAGAUACGAUCAGCAGGAGCAGCAGAGCAUCCUGACUGCCAAACCAUGGGAGAAAGAUCCCCACUUCUUCAAGGACAUCAAAAUCUCAGCCCUCGCCCUUUUGAAGAUGGUGAUGCACGCACGUUCUGGUGGCACUCUGGAGAUAAUGGGUCUUCUCCUGGGGAAGGUCACAGCUAACACGAUGAUCGUGAUGGAUUCAUUCGCUCUACCUGUCGAGGGAACUGAGACUCGUGUCAAUGCUCAUGAGCAGGCAUACGAGUACAUGGCUGCUUAUAUAGAAGCUGCCAAGCAAGUUGGUAGACAAGAGAACGCCAUUGGCUGGUAUCACAGUCAUCCUGGCUACGGCUGCUGGCUGUCAGGAAUUGAUGUCUCCACCCAGACCAACAAUCAGACUUUCCAGGAUCCCUUUGUUGCCAUUGUCAUCGAUCCUGUGAGGACCAUUUCAGCAGGGAAAGUUUGUCUUGGGGCAUUCAGAACUUAUCCAAAGGGCUACAAACCAGCGAAUGAGGAGCCCUCAGAAUACCAAACAAUUCCCCUAAACAAAAUCGAGGACUUUGGAGUCCACUGCAAGCAAUAUUACCCCCUGGAAGUCUCAUACUUCAAGUCGGCCCUGGAUAAACGCAUACUGGAAUCCCUCUGGAACAAGUACUGGGUGAACACUCUGAGCUCGUCAAGUCUCCUGACGAACGCAGACUACACUACUGGGCAAAUCUUCGAUUUGGCUGACAAACUUGAGCAAUCGGAGUCUGUUGUGGCACGCAGUGGUCACGGUUUUCUAUUCGCUACUGAGUCACAGGAUACCAAGACCGAGGACAAACUCACGAAGGCCACCAGGGACAGCUGUAAAACAACUAUCGAAGUCAUCCAGGGACUGAUGACGCAGAUUAUCAAAGACAAGCUCUUCAAUCAGAUUGGAUCCAUUCGAAUGGAGACUUAAUCAUUAUUUUUUCUUUAAUUUUCGUGUGAAAACAGAAUGAACAUGAGUAGGACGCAGUGUCUCGUCGUUUUUUCAUGGAAACUGUUGCUAAGGACUUAAAUUUCAAUAAAGAUGUGAAUGUUCUUAAA
Messenger RNA from Diachasmimorpha longicaudata, 1532 nucleotides. It is a transcript of the gene CSN5, whose product is annotated as COP9 signalosome complex subunit 5. Gene Ontology annotation, biological process: protein deneddylation. Gene Ontology annotation, molecular function: deNEDDylase activity; metallopeptidase activity; protein binding. The transcript is spliced from 3 exons. Lineage: Eukaryota; Metazoa; Arthropoda; Insecta; Hymenoptera; Braconidae. Gene Ontology annotation, cellular component: COP9 signalosome; cytoplasm. The record is from RefSeq and is a predicted model, not a curated record. Bases 373 to 1404 code for a protein of 343 amino acids.